AUGUCUACGCAACCAAAGCUUGGUCGGCUUCCCAGUAUCAGAGACAGAGUGGAAGACACUCUCUCAGCUCACCGGAAUGAACUCAUUUCUCUCCUCUCCAGGUAUGUGGCUCAGGGGAAAGGGAUUUUACAACCCCAUAACUUGAUUGAUGAACUUGACAAACUCCCUGGUGAUGAUCAGUCAAGAGUGGAUCUUAAAAAUGGUCCCUUUGGUGAAAUUAUCAAGUCUGCACAGGAAGCCAUAGUUUUGCCUCCUUUUGUGGCAAUAGGAGUUCGUCCAAGACCUGGUGUUUGGGAAUAUGUCCGUGUUAAUGUCUCUGAACUCAGCGUGGAGCAAUUAAGUGUUCCUGAAUAUCUCAGCUUCAAGGAAGAACUUGUGGAUGGAAAGCAUAAUGACAAUUUUGUACUGGAACUUGAUUUUGAACCAUUUAAUGCCUCAUUUCCUCGUCCAUCGCGUUCAUCGUCCAUUGGCAAUGGUGUCCAAUUUCUCAAUCGCCACCUUUCAUCAAUUAUGUUCCGCAACAAAGAUUCCUUCGAGCCCUUGCUUGAUUUCCUCCGAGCUCACAAAUACAAGGGCCAUGCUCUGAUGUUAAAUGAUAGAAUACAAAACAUUUCAAAACUCCAAGCUGCUUUGGCCAAGACUGAGGAUUAUCUUUCUAAGCUUGCACGUGAAACACCCUAUUCAGAGUUUGAAUAUGUAUUACAAGGAAUGGGUUUUGAGAGAGGUUGGGGUGAUACUGCUGAAAGGGUAUUGGAAACCAUGCAUCUGCUACUGGAUAUUCUUCAGGCUCCUGAUCCUUCUACACUGGAGACUUUUCUUGGCAGAGUGCCAAUGGUAUUCAAUGUUGUUAUAUUAUCUCCUCACGGCUUCUUCGGACAAGCCAAUGUCUUGGGUUUGCCUGACACUGGUGGGCAGGUUGUUUAUAUACUAGAUCAAGUGCGUGCCCUUGAAAAUGAGAUGCUCCUUCGGAUCAAGAAACAAGGACUUGAUUUCACUCCUAGAAUUCUAAUUGUUACCAGGUUAAUACCUGAUGCAAAGGGGACAACUUGCAACCAGCGACUAGAAAGAGUCAGUGGUACUGAGCACACUCAUAUUUUGCGUGUUCCAUUCAGAUCAGAGUCAGGAACUCUCCGAAAAUGGAUUUCAAGAUUUGAUGUGUGGCCUUAUCUCGAGACUUAUUCAGAGGAUGUUGCCAGUGAAAUUGCUGCUGAGUUACAAGGUUAUCCUGACUUCAUCAUUGGAAACUACAGUGAUGGGAAUCUUGUUGCAUCUUUAUUGGCUUAUAAAAUGGGAGUUACACAGUGCACAAUCGCCCAUGCACUUGAGAAGACAAAAUAUCCUGAUUCAGAUAUAUAUUGGAAGAAAUUUGAGGAUAAAUAUCAUUUUUCAUGCCAGUUUACUGCUGACCUAAUAGCCAUGAAUAAUGCAGACUUUAUCAUCACCAGUACUUACCAAGAGAUUGCAGGAACGAAGAAUACCGUUGGACAGUAUGAGAGCCACACUGGUUUUACUCUUCCUGGGCUGUAUAGGGUUGUCCAUGGCAUUGAUGUUUUUGAUCCUAAGUUCAAUAUUGUCUCUCCUGGAGCAGAUAUGUCAAUAUAUUUCCCCUACUCUGAAAAGCAGAACAGGCUUACAUCCCUACAUGGUUCAAUUGAAAAGCUAUUGUAUGAUACUGCGCAGACUGAUGAAUACAUUGGAUCACUGAAAGACAAGUCAAAGCCAAUAAUUUUCUCCAUGGCAAGGCUAGACAGAGUGAAAAACAUAACUGGAUUGGUAGAAUGUUUUGCUAAGAACUCCAAAUUGAGGGAACUGGUCAACCUUGUUGUAGUAGCUGGUUACAUUGAUGUUAAGAAGUCCAGCGACAGAGAAGAAAUUGCAGAAAUUGAGAAGAUGCAUGGUCUUAUGAAAGAGUACAAUUUAAAUGGUGAUUUUAGAUGGAUUGCUGCCCAAACAAAUAGGGCACGUAACGGGGAGCUGUAUCGCUACAUAGCAGACACACAAGGUGCUUUCGUUCAGCCUGCUUUCUACGAAGCUUUUGGGCUCACAGUUGUGGAGGCCAUGACUUGUGGACUCCCCACAUUUGCUACUUGCAAUGGUGGUCCUGCUGAGAUCAUCGAGCAUGGUAUAUCAGGAUUCCACAUUGAUCCUUAUCACCCUGAUCAAGCUUCAGAGCUAUUGGUUGACUUCUUCCUGAAGUGCAAGAAGGACCCAAGUCAUUGGAAGAAAAUAUCUGAUGGUGGUCUUCAAAGAAUUUAUGAAAGGUACACGUGGAAGAUUUAUUCCGAAAGGCUCUUGACCUUGGCCGGAGUUUACAGUUUCUGGAAAUACGUUUCCAAAUUAGAGAGGCGUGAAACUCGACGAUAUCUUGAGAUGUUCUAUAUCCUCAAGUUCCGCGGUUUGGCAAAUUCUGUGCCGCUAGCAAAGGAUGAUUGA
This is a messenger RNA of Sphenostylis stenocarpa, 2433 nucleotides long. Lineage: Eukaryota; Viridiplantae; Streptophyta; Magnoliopsida; Fabales; Fabaceae. The record is from the annotation of a GenBank genome assembly.